GUUACGUUUACUUGCAUAAUUAAUUGUUCCCAUAGCCCUCUAUAUAAGCCCGAGCCUUUCGACAAACGGAAUGUGAUAGUGCACAGCCUGGCCAGUUUUCCGUUAUUUCCUUAAACCUAUAUAUAUAACCCAAAGGAAGAUUUGGACAAAAAUAAAAAGUACAAUCCGUAGGUGGUAUUGGAAAAAGUACUUGCGACCAUGCAGUCGCUUAAAUCACUUAUAGGAAUUCCGAAAACCGCAACCAAAGAAAUCUACACAUUUGAAACAAACGCCAAAAUAUCUCUCUUCUACAACAUAUGUGCUAUCGUGUUCUUUGGCUUUGAUACUAACUUCUUGUUUGACGAUUUAAAACUACCCCGAAAAAUCGUCGAAAUCUGCCGCAUUAUCUCCAAUGUGUUUGGAUUGCUCAUAUUAUUGUACGUGUGUUCGGUGGUAGCAGCUUUUGUUACACAGCAUAAUUUGGAUAUGACGCGUAAGGCUCAGAUGUGGUUGUAUGGACCUUCCAGCCUCACUCUAUAUGCUAUGUACUGGAACAUUGUAUUGCGUAAAAAUCAGAUAAAAAAGCUGACUUACACAUUAGUUGUGGUACUACGAGGAAUGUUCACUGACGACGAGCUGGAGAAGGAGAUGAUCAAGAAAACUUGGCGGUUCUCAUAUGCUUUUGCAUUCUUGCUAAACGGUCUAUUCGUUUCUACGGGCAUCGUCGCUGGAUACGUGGCCAGCACGACAAAUGACACGUUCACGACCAUGGUCCCAGCUUGGCCUGAUUUGAACGAUCAUAGCCUCGCCGCCAGUAUCGCCCGAAUAGCUCAUUACUGUGUCUGUUACAUCUUCUUAAUGCGCAUCGGCUGCAUCUACUUCGUAAUCGCGGCCAUAGCCAUCGCUCUGCAGUUCCAGUACGGCAUAUUGUGCAACUACUUCCACAGUCUUAACAGCAUCUUCGAUGAAGAGGGCAGCCACGAGGAGAAAGAACAGAAAUACGAAGAUGCCUUCGUAUUUGGGAUUAAGAUGCAUUCUUUGACUCUAUGGUGCAUCGAUCAGACGCAAGUGACGUGCGGUGUAGCCUUCAGCGCGCAGUUCAUCGCAAACUUAAUGACACUCGUAGCGAUCAUGGUGAAAUUUAUGUACAUGGAGCGCACAUUUGGUAACUACCUAACCGUCUUCAUGUUUGCUGGGCUCGUGCUCAGCAGCGCAGGGAUCUUCAUGUGGAACGCAGGAGACGUUACAUUCGAGGCCACCAAGCUGCACACGGCCAUGUUCCACUCCGGCUGGCACAACUGCCGGAGGCAGGCCUCUGUUCGGGUACGCAAAAUGCUCACCAUCGCCGUAAGACAGGCCCAAGACCGUGUCACAAUCAAAGGUUUUGGGAUACUGGAGCUGUCUUAUGAGUCAUAUAUUUCGGUGGUGAAACUUGCAUAUUCUGUAUUCUCCGUUUUGGCAUAGAAAUAAGUUAAAUACGUAGAAGUGGAUUUUUAUGUGAAGUGGAUAUUUAUGGACACCAGUAACAAUUAUUUUUCACCCCAGAAAAAUACCUGAUAUAUUUUCUCAUGUCCAAAUAGUGCACUUUAAAUUUAAACUAUCUUCGUUUUCACGAAUAAAAUAUGAAGAUGACUUUAAUG
Cydia strobilella is the source of this 1619-nucleotide messenger RNA. RefSeq lists its product as uncharacterized. Gene Ontology annotation, cellular component: plasma membrane. Gene Ontology annotation, biological process: detection of chemical stimulus involved in sensory perception of smell; sensory perception of smell. The record is from RefSeq and is a predicted model, not a curated record. The transcript has 9 exons. The coding region runs from base 199 to 1443 and encodes 414 amino acids. Lineage: Eukaryota; Metazoa; Arthropoda; Insecta; Lepidoptera; Tortricidae. Gene Ontology annotation, molecular function: odorant binding; olfactory receptor activity.